This is a messenger RNA of Leopardus geoffroyi (Geoffroy's cat), 3038 nucleotides long. It is a transcript of the gene KCNG4, whose product is annotated as potassium voltage-gated channel modifier subfamily G member 4. The coding region runs from base 625 to 2160 and encodes 511 amino acids. Gene Ontology annotation, molecular function: delayed rectifier potassium channel activity. The transcript has 4 exons. The record is from RefSeq and is a predicted model, not a curated record. Gene Ontology annotation, cellular component: membrane; voltage-gated potassium channel complex. Gene Ontology annotation, biological process: potassium ion transmembrane transport; protein homooligomerization. Lineage: Eukaryota; Metazoa; Chordata; Mammalia; Carnivora; Felidae.
CCCCCCCCCCCCGCCCCCGCGUCUCUUGCGGGACCACACUGGCUGUCCCCGUGGGGCUCCGAGUGCAGAGCCCGCCGUUGAAGCAGGACAGCUGGCUGGCUCCCAGCACGAGCCCCUAGGACUCUCACCUCUCACCGGGGAAGGGGCUUCUGGGUCCUUCUAGAAACCCCAGCCCACUGCCCCAGGGCCGUUCUGCAGCUGCGGGAGAGAGAGGUGCAGAAUGAAUGUCCCUCCGCUUCCGGGAGGAGGCAAGGGAAGAGAGGUUGGAAACUAACUCUGCCAGACACUGCCGUGUGUGGGAUUUUUCUUUUCUUCUGCUUCAUCUCCACCACAAACCUGGCUCUUCCCUGGCCAUCGGGACACGGGCUCCCCUUGCCAGGUAGAGGGAGAGCGGGAAAAGGGCUCCCAGAGACAGGAAGGCUGCUCGCCUUCCUCUGGCCAUACGCCGUAAAGGAAGUAAUGCAUACAGAGUAACAGAACGCUGGGUGGUGAGCAAGUGUGAAACGCACAGGCUGUGAUUCAACUCUUCGCCGCCUGCCCGAAUCCAGCUGGCGCUGAAAUUGAGAGCAACUUUUGUUUCCAUUCAGCCGCCGAGUUUUUGUCUUGAUUGGAGUGCGUUUUGGAAUGACGUCUCCAGCAAUGUCCAUGCCCUUCAGGGCCAGGGGCCUGCCUCCUGGACACCGCCACCGGGGCUCCUGCAGCCCCCUGGGUCAGCCGCUGCCCGGCUCCACGCAGCCGCGCUCCCUUAAGGGGCUUUACUAUCGCAGGGCCCGCAAGGUGGGCGCGCUGGACGCCUCCCCCGCGGCGGACCUGGAGAAGGAGAUCCUGGUCAACGUCGGGGGCCGGCGGUACGUGCUCCCCUGGAGCACGCUGGACGAGUUUCCGCUGAGCCGCCUGAGCAAACUCAAGUUCUGCCGGAGCCACGAGGAGAUCGCGCAGCUCUGCGACGACUACGACGAAGCCACCCGGGAGUUCUUCUUCGACCGCAGCCCCAGCGCUUUCGGCAUGAUCGUGAGCUUCCUGGCGGCCGGCAGGCUGGCCCUGCUGCGGGAGACGUGCGUGCUGUCCUUCCGGGAGGAGCUGGCCUACUGGGGGAUCGAGGAGGCCCACCUGCGGCCGUGCUGCCUGCUGGAGCUGCUCCGGAAGCUGGAGCAGCUGCGCGAGCUCCGCCAGCAGGAGGCGCUGCACCUGCGGCGCGAGGCGCGGCGCCCUCCCGGGGACCCGUCGCGCUGGGGGGUCUUCAUGAACUGGCUGCGGGAGACGGUGGAAAACCCGCGCUCGGGGCUCCCCGGCAAGGUCUUCGCCUGUCUGUCCAUCCUCUUCGUGGCCACCACGGCGGUCAGCCUGUGCGUCAGCACCAUGCCCGACGUGAGGGCGGAGGAGGACAACGGUGAGUGCUCUCAGAAAUGCUACUACAUUUUCGUCGUGGAGACCGUGUGCGUGGCCUGGUUUUCCCUGGAGUUCUGCCUGCGGUUCGUCCAGGCCCGGGACAAGUGCCAGUUCUUCCAAGGGCCCCUGAACAUCAUCGACAUCCUGGCCGUCUCCCCGUACUACGUGUCGCUGGCCGUGUCCGGCGAGCCCCAGGAGGACGGCAGCUGGCCCGGCGGGGGCUCGUACCUGGAGAAGGUGGGGUUGGCGCUCCGCGUGCUGCGGGCGCUGCGCAUCCUCUAUGUGAUGCGCCUGGCGCGCCACUCGCUGGGGCUGCAGACGCUGGGCCUCACCGUGCGCCGCUGCACCCGCGAGUUCGGCCUCCUCCUCCUCUUCCUCUGCGUGGCCGUCACGCUCUUCUCCCCCCUGGUCUACGUGGCGGAGAACGAGUCCGGGAGGGUGCUGGAGUUCACCAGCAUCCCCGCCUCCUACUGGUGGGCCAUCAUCUCCAUGACGACCGUGGGCUACGGGGACAUGGUCCCGCGCAGCGUGCCGGGUCAGAUGGUGGCCCUGAGCAGCAUCCUGAGCGGGAUCCUCAUCAUGGCCUUCCCCGCCACGUCCAUCUUCCACACUUUCUCGCACUCCUACCUGGAGCUCAAGAGGGAGCAGGAGGAGGUCCAGGCGCGCAUCCGCCGCCUGCAAAACGCCGCCACGGCCAGCGAGCGCGAACUUCUGAGUGACGUCGACGACCUGGGCCCGGAGGGCCCCGCCUCGCCCGCUAAAUACCUGUAACUCCAGGCCCUCCAGGGAAAGGGCGGCCCCGCGACCCAACGCCCUCCGCUGACCGGGCUAGAGAUCACCACGGUGGAGACCAUCUGGUGGGACGUUUCUAGAGCGCCAGGAGCGCUCCCACAGCUGGGAGGGGCGCAAGGCCACCGGGCUUGGCCUGCCGUGACUCGGGACCCCUCUGGCCACCGCGACUCCGGCCGACCUUAUCGACGCUCCUUGCUUUCUCCUCUCUCCCUGCCCCUCGCUCUUUGUUAGGUCAGUCAGUCAUCCCCCAGUGUCCUUCCUUCCCUGUAGUGCUCCACACCCCAGGCUGCGUUCCAGAUGCCCACAGAACCGAGCCUGCAGGACUCCGUUCCUCCCCUAAGACCCGCUUUGCGGGGGCCUCCCUACCACCAGGGACUGGAGGGUCCGGUCACUGCGAACCCAUCUGAUCGGAUCCCCCCACCACGGCGCAUCCUAUCGUGGGCUCCCGCAGGGCUCAGUAUGUCCCCUUUCGCCCCAGUAUGUUCCAUUUUCCCAGUGCCGCUGCCUCCCCGCACCCCCCCCCCCCGCCAACUCUGGAAGCUCUCAGCCAAGAAGGCAGAAGCGGCCUGUGCGUUAACCCCCCUGGGCCAGCUGCGCUCUGGCUGGGACGUUCUCCAGGUGUCCAGUUCUUGGCCUUGACAGAGGCUCACUCUUGCAGGACCUGCAUCGCCCCUUGAGAGAACCGUUCCUGCUGCUGGAUCCCCCCAGCGCGGCAGAAGCCGCCCCUUCCCACCCUCAGCUGGGCCACCCCGGGGGGCGGUAUAGCUCCGGAGCGGAAGUGAGGGCACCCUUUCGAUCUGCCCUUGCCGCCUCCCCAGACCAGGCCCUAGCUGCCAAAGGGUACGUUCCUCAGCUUA